This is a messenger RNA of Syzygium oleosum, 1132 nucleotides long. Its product is annotated as protein PLANT CADMIUM RESISTANCE 2-like. The coding region runs from base 308 to 892 and encodes 194 amino acids. NCBI's taxonomy places the organism in Eukaryota, Viridiplantae, Streptophyta, Magnoliopsida, Myrtales, Myrtaceae. The transcript is spliced from 4 exons. The record is from RefSeq and is a predicted model, not a curated record.
UUCAACGAACCAUCAACCGUCAAAGUUGGCUCUUCGUCGUUGCCGGCCCCAAACUAGACUUUUCAAAGAAAAUAGAGUAGAAACAGAUACGAACGCGGAUUGACGAAUUCGUCACGGCGGUUUCUGGUGAGAGCAUUCAUUGACGAAACUCCUCUUUAACGCCAGCAGCAUCAUGUGCAGACCACCUAACAUCUCAUUUUUUAAUCCUCUCUAGACCUUGCCCGGUCCAUUUCCUCGUCUGAUCUUCACCCCUGCAUCGUCCUUCUUUGAUCGUCGGAGUCGGUAUCUGUAGCUGCAGAUCGAAGCAAUGUACUCCUCGAACGCGUCCGACGGCUACCCACAAAAGCCCGGCUCCUCCGCUCCGCCGAUGCCGCCGGUAGAUGGCAUUCCGGUGCAGCCCAUGAACCAGAGUUAUGCGAACUACGGGGCCCCGGACAAUCCUCUGCCCACCGCAGGUCUCCAUGCUCGACCCAUCAACAACGUGCCUUGGUCCUUCAGGCUUUUCAGUUGCUUUGACGACGUUCCGACUUGUUGCUUGUCAUUUUGGUGCCCCUGCAUCACAUUCGGGCGAAUCGCGGAGAUUGCUGAUCACGGAUCGGUUUCUUGCCCUGUGCACGGAGCCAUUUACACUCUGAUCUCCUUGUUCACCGGUUGCGCCUGCUGCUUCUCCUGCCUCUACCGCACCAAGAUCAGACAGCAAUACCAGCUGCAAGAGGAUCCUUGCGCCGAUUGCUUGGUUCAUUUCUGCUGUGAAUCCUGUGCUUUAACCCAGGAGUACCGCGAGCUCGAAAGGCGCGGAUUUGACAUGUCCGUCGGGUGGCAUGAGAACAUGCAAAGGCAGGACAGAGGAAUCCCCAUGGCUCCAGUUCCUCCUGGAGGCAUGAUGAGGUAGAAAUUCAAGAUCAUCUCAACUUGGCUUGGAAGCCCCAGAAAUUUGAACUUUAUUAUGUUGGAGAGUCUACAUUAGCAAAAGCCCUUGAAGGAUCACUGCCCCUCUGUCCUGAGUGCCUUCUUUUUUCCCUUUGAUUUCGUCUUCAUUUGACAGUAUUAUUAAUAUGGAGUAUCCAUCGCUAUUGUACAAAUUACAAUGCAUACUACCAGUACAUCAAUAUACUUGAAGCUUGCUAGACAA